AACCUCCUCCGAAGGCUCCCUCGGAAGACUGCGGUGCGCGUGGGGGACACAGCCAUGUUCUGCGUGGAGCUGGCCGUCCCGGAGGGCCCAGUGCGCUGGCUGCGGAACCAGGAGGAGGUGGUGGCGGGUGGUCGGGUGGCCAUCACCACGGAAGGCACGUGCCACACGCUGAUCAUCUCGCAGUGCGGCCUGGAAGACAUGGGCGAGGUGGCCUUUGUGGCUGGUGACAGCCGGACAUCCACCCAGUUCUAUGUGUCAGCCCCCAGGAAGCCGCCUCUGCACCCACCUGCGGACCCCGUGGUGAAGACCAGAACAGAGAGUUCCGUGACCCUUGGCUGGUCCCCACCAGCCUACGGGGACCGCCCUGUCACCAUCGACGGCUAUCUGGUAGAGAAGAAGCGGCUUGGCACCUAUACCUGGAGUCGGUGCCACGAGGCCGAGUGGGUAGCCACACCUGAGCUGACUGUGGCUGGUGUGGCUGAGGAGGGGGACUUCCAGUUCCGGGUGUCAGCUAUCAACAGCUUUGGCCAGAGUCCCUACCUCGAGUUUCCGGGCACUGUCCACCUGGCCCCCAAGCUGGCAGUGAGGACACCCCUGAAGGCGGUGGAGGCGGUGGAGGGUGGCGAGGUCACGUUCUCUGUGGACCUCACCGUGGCCUCAGCGGGAGAGUGGUUCUUGGAUGGGCGGGCUCUGAAGGCCAGCAGUGUGUACGUGAUCCGCUGUGACCGCACCCGGCACACGCUCACCAUCCGGGAGGUGCCCGCCAGCCUGCACGGGGCGCAGCUCAAGUUCGUGGCCGACGGCAUCGAGAGCAGCAUCCGGGUGGAGGUCCGAGCAGCCCCAGGGCUGCCCACCAGCAAGCCUCCAGCCGCGGCUGCCCGGGAGGUGCUGGCCCGGCUGCACGAGGAGGCUCAGCUGCUGGCCGAGCUGUCGGACCAGGCGGCGGCUGUGACCUGGCUGAAGGACGGCCGCACGCUGCCCCCAGGCCCCAAGUACGAGGUGCAAGCGUCUGCGGGGCGCAGGGUACUGCUUGUGCGCGACGUGGCGCGGGACGACGCGGGCCUCUACGAGUGCGUCAGCCAUGGUGGCCGCAUUGCCUACCAGCUGUCGGUGCAAGGCCUCACGCCCUUUCUGCACAAGGACACAGCGGGCAGCUGUGUGGACGCUGUGGCCGGGGGCCCGGCCCAGUUCGAGUGCGAGACCUCGGAGUCCCACGUGCGCGUGCGCUGGUACAAGGAUGGCACCGAGCUGGGUCACUCCUGCAAGCGCUUCUCGCAGGAGGACGUGGGGACACGGCACCGGCUGGUGGCAGCCGCAGUCACCAGGCAGGAUGAGGGCACCUACUCCUGCCGUGUGGGCGAGGACUCCGUGGACUUCCAGCUCCGGGUGUCUGAGCCCAAGGUGGUAUUUGCCAAGGAGCAGGAGUCACACAAGGAGGUGCAGGCCGAGGUGGGGGCCAGCGCCACACUGAGCUGCGAGGUGGCCCAGGCGCAAACGGACGUGACAUGGUACAAGGACGGGAAGAAGCUGAGCUCCAGCUCGAAGGUUCGCGUGGAGGCAAAGGGGAAGCAGAGGCGGCUGGUGGUGCCGCAGGCGGGCAGGGCGGACGCCGGGGAGUACAGCUGCGAGGCCGGGGGCCAGAGGGUCUCCUUCCGCCUGGACGUCACAGAGCCCAAGUCGGUGUUUGCCAAGGAGCAGCCAGAGCGCAGCGAGGUGCGGGCCGAGGCGGGGGCCAGCGCCACGCUGAGCUGCGAGGUGGCCCAGGCGCAGACGGAGGUGACGUGGUACAAGGACGGGAAGCAGCUGAGCGCCAGCCCCCAAGUGCGCGUGGAGGCAAAGGGGAAGCAGAGGCGGCUGGUGGUGCCGCAGGCGGGCAGGGCGGACGCCGGGGAGUACAGCUGCGAGGCCGGGGGCCAGAGGGUCUCCUUCCGCCUGGACGUCGCAGGUGGGUGCCAGGGCUGGGCAGAAUGUUCAGGGACCCUUCACAGCCAUGUCCCCAGCUCUGCCUGGUGGCUCCUGGCCCGUGUCAUCCUGUCAUCAGAGCAGAGCAGGCCCACGGCUGAGCUGGGCGUGAUGGGGACGGUGGGGUGA
Molecule: messenger RNA, 2091 nt
Organism: Propithecus coquereli (Coquerel's sifaka)
Lineage: Eukaryota; Metazoa; Chordata; Mammalia; Primates; Indriidae
Product: obscurin-like
Exons: 8
Molecular function (GO): protein binding
Source: RefSeq, a predicted model, not a curated record